Molecule: messenger RNA, 708 nt
Organism: Acanthisitta chloris (rifleman)
Lineage: Eukaryota; Metazoa; Chordata; Aves; Passeriformes; Acanthisittidae
Product: sodium channel protein type 5 subunit alpha-like
Exons: 5
Biological process (GO): membrane depolarization during action potential; neuronal action potential; sodium ion transmembrane transport
Cellular component (GO): plasma membrane; voltage-gated sodium channel complex; axon
Molecular function (GO): voltage-gated sodium channel activity
Source: RefSeq, a predicted model, not a curated record
AUGGCUGACUUCUUGUUACCACCGGGUACUAACAGCUUCCACCGGUUCACGCCUGAGUCCUUGGCUGCUAUUGAGAAACGAAUUGCAGAGAAGCUUGCAAGGAAUGCAAAGCAGGAAUACAAAGAGGAGCUGGGCCAAGAAGAGAAACCUAAGCCUCAGUUUGAUUUGCAAGCUUGCAAGAAGCUGCCUGAUAUCUAUGGGACUGUUUCUCCAGAGCUCAUUGGGGAGCCAUUGGAGGACCUCGACCCUUUCUACAGUGAUCGUAAGACAUUUAUAGUACUGAACAAAGGGAAGACAAUCUUUCGAUUUAGUGCCACUCCUGCCUUGUAUAUACUUAGUCCUUUCCAUCCAAUCAGAAGAGCAGCAAUUAAAAUUUUGGUACAUUCAUUGUUCAGUAUGUUUAUUAUGUGCACUAUUUUAACUAAUUGUGUGUUCAUGGCACAAUCAGAGACUCCGUCAUGGAAUAAAUAUGUUGAGUACACUUUCACUGGCAUUGCAUUUACACAAUCAUUGAUAAAAAUAUUGGCGAGAGGAUUUUGCAUGACAGAAUUCACCUUCCUUCGAGAUCCAUGGAACUGGCUGGAUUUCAGUGUUAUUGUUAUGGCAUACAUAACUGAAUUUGUGGACCUGGGCAAUGUCUCAGCCUUACGAACGUUCAGAGUACUGCGGGCGCUGAAAACAAUCUCAGUCAUUUCAGGUGAAAAUCAG